UGAAUAUGGGACUACUACCCGUCGACAAUUUACAACACAAAAUAGUGACGUCACCAAACCACACCCUGAUUCUACGUUCUGCUACAUUAACGAAGUCCACGAUUACCGACAUUGCCCGCUCGGUUGCUGUGUUGGGACAUGCUGCAAUGAAAGUGAUAUACUCCACCCUGGCCUAACGAUAUGUUACAUAGAAGCCGAGCAGAGUUAUCGUUACUGUGGGUAUGGCUGUUGUGAGGGAAAGUGCUGCAGCCAUCCAUCUUCCACUAUGUGUUGGAUAAACAGUAUACACGAUUACAAGUACUGUCCAAUGGGGUGCUGUGGUGACAAAUGUUGUAGAGACGGCUCCACAAUACAAUCAAACUCUACUCUCUGUUACGAUUAUAAGAAAGAAGAUUACAUCUACUGUUCUCAUGAAUGUUGUGGAGGGAAAUGCUGUGAUAUGAUCUAUCAGCAACAACAAGGCCAUCAUAUAUCUGUUGCCAGUAUAGUCUUUAUUGUCCUAGGAACCAUUUUAACCCUGGUUUGUGUCGUCGGGCUCGUUGUCUACGUUAUUUCCCGCCGGAAUGGAAUUUCGAGAACACCUAAUAUGAUGCAAACUGUUUAUUCCGUCCCUAAGCAGAAUGCAUAUGUUUAUCAUAAGCCGUAUCAGAAAAUUUGA
This is a messenger RNA of Saccostrea cuccullata (small rock oyster), 658 nucleotides long. RefSeq lists its product as uncharacterized. The coding region runs from base 266 to 658 and encodes 130 amino acids. The transcript is spliced from 7 exons. Lineage: Eukaryota; Metazoa; Mollusca; Bivalvia; Ostreida; Ostreidae. The record is from RefSeq and is a predicted model, not a curated record.